Molecule: messenger RNA, 1141 nt
Organism: Rhipicephalus sanguineus (brown dog tick)
Lineage: Eukaryota; Metazoa; Arthropoda; Arachnida; Ixodida; Ixodidae
Product: persulfide dioxygenase ETHE1, mitochondrial
Exons: 7
Coding region: 49-930 (293 amino acids)
Biological process (GO): glutathione metabolic process; hydrogen sulfide metabolic process
Molecular function (GO): sulfur dioxygenase activity
Source: RefSeq, a predicted model, not a curated record
CGACGUUUCUCCAAGAGUAAAACCUGUAUAAACCAAGAAAUUCGGGCGAUGUCAUUGGGAUAUCGGACUUUGCCUGUAGAGAAACUUCGACAGGUAGUUGCACAAGUGCCCACUCUUCGACCGUCCUUGUCUGGACACUCGCGUGCGAAGGUAACCGUUUGUGUCGUGAUCGGAAAGCAUCGAUUCGUGCGGCCGCUCUCGAGUAGCGCGAGCAUGAAAAGCGACGUACUGUUCAGGCAGCUCUUUGACCAGAAGAGCUGCACCUACAGCUACCUUCUGGCCGACCAGAACACGAAGGAAGCCAUCCUGAUCGACCCGGUACUCGAGCAGGUGGACCGAGAUGCUAAGCUGAUCAACGAACUCGGUCUUCGCUUAGCAUAUGCAGUGAAUACUCACGUCCAUGCGGACCACAUAACUGGGUCUGGAAAAUUGAAAGAACUGAUUCAGAAUUGCCGCAGUGUCAUCUCUGCUGCAUCCAAGGCAAAAGCCGAUGAUUAUCUCAAUCCAGGAGAUAAAUUUGGAGUUGGCUGCAUUAAGCUGGAAGCCAGGGCCACUCCUGGCCAUACCAAUGGCUGCAUGACCUAUGUUUGGCAUGAGCAAAAGAAAGCCUUCACAGGUGAUGCACUGCUCAUUCGUGGCUGUGGAAGAACCGACUUUCAAGAAGGAAACCCUGAGCGCCUUUAUGACUCGGUACACACACAGAUACUCAGCUUGCCACACGACUACAACCUGUACCCUGCCCAUGACUACAAAGGUCAGACAACCACCACUGUUGGAGAAGAGCUCAAGCACAACCCCCGUCUAACAAAGUCCAAGGAAGAAUUUGUUGACAUCAUGAACAACCUCAACCUCAGCUAUCCCAAGAUGAUAGACAAGGCAGUUCCAGCCAACAUGGUCUGCGGGCUUCAUGAAUUCGCAGAGACAUCAUGAGCCUAUUUAAAGAGAAAGAGCACAUCAACACGCACAUGACAUGCAUUUACAAGAAACGGCUUUCUAGACAUUGGUAAAUGUCGACUAGCUCACAGCACUUUGCCCACAGUAGCAUUAACAUUCCGUAGUACUAUAUUGAUUAAAUUCUUCCUAUGAUGUAGCAAGCGAGUGAUGAGCGUGCUGCAACACUGAUUCAUUUAAACUGCAAUAA